AUGGCCACGUCUGAGGGGGACCAGCUGGAAUUCAUUCUCUUGCAAGAAAUACCGCAACCAAAGGGGAGAAAUCCCUCUGCUGCAAGUACGACAGCGAGCACAAAGGGGCCGCGACCUUUGGACAAGAGCCCUGGACGCUGGCUGAUUGGAGAAGCACUGGUGUACUACCAGGAGUGGGCCGAUAUCCUCAAUCGCCAUCGACACCGUCCUACACCCCCACAAGGGGAGACAGAGGAAGCCAUUGAUGGUGGCGGAGUUAACGUGCAAUGGGGGGCCAACCAUGAGGCCCCACCCAGUGGACACGCUCUCAAUGCUGGAGAACCAGAUGGAGCUCCGGGGUCACAACCGCAGGAGCAAUGCCAUGAACCAGAGGGGCAAGCCGAGGACAUCAUCGACGCCCUCCUGGACAACCUGCACCUACACACGGGGGUGGCGCACGAAGAGGAAAAAGACGAUUCGGCCCUCCUUCAGCGCGUGCGAGAGCCAACAGCGGAGGGGGAAAACAACGUCACCGAUGCGGAGAGGGGCGAGACCGACCUCGUGCUCAACACUCGCGACCGCGCGAUGGACCUCGUGCGCAGCGACCUCACGGACAACGAGAGGGACGCUGAGCGUGACGGCUUCCACAACGUCACCGACGCCCCGCAACAAGGCGAUAAGGUGGCCUGGGUUCAAGGACGAAAAAGAAAGCGGAACGACAGGGACCCGGAGAACCACACGGACCACGGCGACAGCAAGGACGAGGUGGAGACAGAGGAAGCGCGUGAAGAAUGCAGGGGGCCACCCACCAGUGCGGCCACGGAUGCAGAAGUGGAGGGGGCCAAUGACGUCGACCUGGAGGAGCAGAGAAGAAUCGAAGACGAGAGGGACGAGGAGCGAGUACUACAAGAAGAUUUCGAACAAGACCGAGCAUUACACGAAGAAUGGAUCCAAAAAACAAUCGACGACUACUUCGCAGAUGUGGAGGAAGAGCAACCAGGACCGAGCCGACAGAGACCAGGAAGGCAACAAGAAGAGGGGGUCAAGCUCCAUGCUGACGCCGUCACCGCGGCCUUUGACAUUUGA
Messenger RNA from Symbiodinium natans, 1065 nucleotides. The record is from the annotation of a GenBank genome assembly. NCBI's taxonomy places the organism in Eukaryota, Dinophyceae, Suessiales, Symbiodiniaceae.